UGUGAAGUAACAAAAAUGAAAUCUUCUAUAUUAUUUUUAAUAUAUGGUAUUUCUGUGGUGAACGCGUUAGUGUUGCAGAGCGGGAAAAGGCAUGUUACCAAGGAACUGUUUGUGGCGAAUGGAGGGCAGUUUGGCUACUGGUCGGCACCUGAAUACUGUCCACCGGGAACGUUUGCUUCUGGAUUUAGCAUGAAGAUUGAAGCUGACCAGUUCAGCGGGGACGACACGGCAUUGAACUCUAUUAAGCUGACGUGCACUGAUAUGUCCGGGCAUGCGCAGUUAGGAUAUCAAGUAACUUCCGGAGAAGGUCCAUUCGGAAGUUGGUCAUCAGUUGAGAACUGUCCACCUUCGACAUAUCUUAUAGAUUUUUCCUUACAAGUUGAAGGGCAGCAAGGGGGUAAAGAUGACACCUCGGCCAACUAUAUAAAAUUCAACUGCCGCGAUUAUGACGGAAAUAAUCAUUGGACGGAACUGAAUCACCCACCAGGAAGAGGUAUCUGGGGAAGUUUUGGGGCGUUUAGUGACAGGUGUGAUGCGCAUUCAGCGAUCUGUGGUUUGGCGACGAAAGUUGAAUCUUCACAAGGAAAUGGUGACGAUACUGCUUUAAAUGACGUCAAAUUUUACUGUUGUGACGACGGUGUUCAUGGCCCUGUUGUCGGAUAAAAAGAGUUUAAACUUUCGUUAUCUCUGUAUGACAUAUUGAAACAGUAAAUAAAGCAAUACAAAGAAA
Molecule: messenger RNA, 730 nt
Organism: Ruditapes philippinarum (Manila clam)
Lineage: Eukaryota; Metazoa; Mollusca; Bivalvia; Venerida; Veneridae
Product: vitelline membrane outer layer protein 1-like
Exons: 3
Coding region: 16-663 (215 amino acids)
Source: RefSeq, a predicted model, not a curated record